This is a messenger RNA of Fusarium oxysporum Fo47, 459 nucleotides long. RefSeq names its product putative oxalocrotonate tautomerase. The transcript has a single exon. The coding region runs from base 1 to 459 and encodes 152 amino acids. The record is from RefSeq and is a predicted model, not a curated record. NCBI's taxonomy places the organism in Eukaryota, Fungi, Ascomycota, Sordariomycetes, Hypocreales, Nectriaceae.
AUGCCUCUCUGGAACAUUUAUCACACGGAGGGCGCCUUCGACUCCCAGGAGACCCGCAACAAGCUUGCCCAUGACAUCACCAAGAUCUACUCCAGCGGCGAAAACGGCCUCCCCGCUUUCUACGUCGUCGUUCAAUUCAUCCCGCUUCCUCCAGGCCAUGUCUUUGUUGGUGGUGAAGCCAGAGAUGAGAAGCCUUUUGUUCGACUAGUUGUUCAGCACAUGGCUGUUCAUAGUCAUGAGGGUGUCCACAUGGAGGACUUCCCCAAGCAGUUCAGCGAUUACAUAAAUGCUACGAUCAAGCCAUACAUCGCUGAUAAAGGUUAUGAUUGGGAAAUCACCGUCACUGAUACUCAGCGCGACUUUUGGAGGUUCAAUGGAAUCGCGCCGCCGCCAUGGAGAAGUGAAGCGGAGAGGGCUUGGGCUCGGAAUGGUCGCCCUUCGGAGUGGGAGGAGAAAUAA